Messenger RNA from Limanda limanda (common dab), 1239 nucleotides. RefSeq names its product cyclin B2 (gene ccnb2). The record is from RefSeq and is a predicted model, not a curated record. Gene Ontology annotation, biological process: mitotic cell cycle phase transition; regulation of cyclin-dependent protein serine/threonine kinase activity. The transcript is spliced from 8 exons. Lineage: Eukaryota; Metazoa; Chordata; Actinopteri; Pleuronectiformes; Pleuronectidae. Gene Ontology annotation, cellular component: cyclin-dependent protein kinase holoenzyme complex; cytoplasm; nucleus. Gene Ontology annotation, molecular function: cyclin-dependent protein serine/threonine kinase regulator activity. The coding region runs from base 1 to 1239 and encodes 412 amino acids.
AUGUCCUCAGUGGAGCUCCGAGCUGCGGUGAGUGUCCCUCCGGAUCGGGUCUUCACCGGAAGUGUCCCGCUGCUACUUCCCGCCGCGGACAACCCCCUGAAGCCGGGGAAACCCUCCGCCGCCGCCGGGGGUCCCCGGAGGAGAGGGGUCCUCGGGGAGAUCACUAACUGCCCCGGGGACACCGGGCCCACGAAGAGGAUGGGAGGAGCCAAAGCUUCAGCCAAACCCACUUGUGCUGUAAGAGGCAAACCUGCCGGGGUCCGGGCGGUCCCUCCGGUGGUCCAGGUCCCAGCGGCGGCCCUCCCUGCCCCCCCCGCCCCGGAGGACCCGGCGGACGUGUCCAUGAAGGAGGUGCAGGAGCUCUGCAGGUCUUUCUCCGAGCAGCUGCUGUCUGUGCAGGACGUGGACGAGCAGGACGCCGAGCAGCCGCAGCUCUGCUCACAAUACGUCAAAGACAUCUACAAGUACCUGCACGUCCUGGAGGUGGAGCAGGCGGUCCAGGAGGACUACAUGCAGGGCUACGAGAUCACGGAGCGCAUGCGAGCUCUUCUCAUCGACUGGCUGGUCCAGGUUCACUCCCGGUUCCAGCUGCUGCAGGAGACCUUGUACCUCACUGUGGCCGUCCUGGACCGCUUCCUGCAGGUCCAGCCCGUCUCUCGCAGGAAGCUGCAGCUGGUGGGCGUGACCUCCAUGCUGGUGGCCUGUAAAUACGAGGAGAUGUUCGCUCCAGAGGUCGGAGACUUUGCCUACAUCACAGACAACGCCUUCACAAAGUCUCAGAUCCUGGAGAUGGAGCAGCUGAUUCUGAGGCGCCUGAACUUCCAGCUGGGCCGGCCCCUCCCUCUGCACUUCCUCCGCCGGGCUUCCAAGGUGGCGCAGGCGGACGUGGAGGGCCACACGCUGGCCAAGUACCUGAUGGAGCUGACCCUCCUGGACUACCACAUGGUGCACUUCCGUCCCUCUGAGGUGGCGGCGGCCGCCCUGUGUCUGUCCCAGCUGCUGCUGGAGGGCGUGUCCUGGUCUCCUGCCCAGCAGCACUACUCCACCUACGACGAGGUCCACCUGAAGCCCGUCAUGCAGCACAUCGCCAAAAAUGUAGUGAGCGUGAACGAAGGGAAGACUAAGUUCCAGGCCGUGAAGACCAAGUUCUCCAGCAGCAAGCUGCUGAAGAUCAGCCUCAUUCCUCAGCUGAAGUCCUCCACCAUCAAGAACUUGGCCGCUUCUCUGCUCAACCCUUGA